This is a messenger RNA of Nyctereutes procyonoides (raccoon dog), 1005 nucleotides long. Its product is annotated as olfactory receptor 8S1-like. Gene Ontology annotation, biological process: G protein-coupled receptor signaling pathway. The record is from RefSeq and is a predicted model, not a curated record. Gene Ontology annotation, cellular component: membrane. The coding region runs from base 1 to 1005 and encodes 334 amino acids. Gene Ontology annotation, molecular function: G protein-coupled receptor activity; olfactory receptor activity. Lineage: Eukaryota; Metazoa; Chordata; Mammalia; Carnivora; Canidae. The transcript has a single exon.
AUGGCCUGGAGGAACCACAGCACCAUCACGGAGUUCAUUCUCAUUGGGCUGUCCGACGACCCCUACAUCGAAGCUCUGCUCUUUGUGUUCUUCCUGGGGAUCUACCUCCUGACUGUGAUGGGGAACCUGAUGAUGCUGCUGGUGAUCAGGGCUGAUUCCCGCCUCCACACUCCCAUGUACUUCUUCCUGAGUAACCUGUCCUUCAUGGACCUCUGCUUCUCUUCUGUCACUGUGCCCAAGCUACUGAAGGACCUUCUGUCUGAGAAGAGAACCAUCUCAGUGAAGGGCUGCCUCACACAGGUGUUCUUUGUGUUUAUCACACCAGGGACUGAAGCCUUUCUGCUCUCAGCGAUGGCCUAUGACCGCUAUGCUGCCAUCUGCCACCCACUGCUCUAUGGCCAGGUGAUGAGCACCCAGUUCUGUGUGAAGCUGGUGUUGAUCUCAUGGGGUCUGGCCUGUCUCAAUGCAUUUGUCAUUGUGCUCUUGGCUAUUAACCUGGACUUCUGUGAGGCCCAAACCAUACAGCACUACACCUGCGAACUGCCCUCCCUCUUCCCUCUCUCUUGCUCAGAUAUUUCCAUCAGUGUUGACAUCUUGAUCUGCUCCACCUUACUGCAUGGGCUUGGGACCUUUCUCCCAAUCUUCUUCUCCUAUGCCCGUAUCGUCUCCACCAUCCUGAGCAUCAGCUCCACCUCAGGCAGAAGCAAGACCUUCUCCACCUGCUCCUCCCACCUCAUUGCAGUGACCCUAUUUUUUGGCUCAGGUUUGAUUCGCUACCUUAUGCCCACAACCGGUUCCUCCCUGGAUUUGCUCCUGUCCUUGCAGUACAGUGCAGUCACACCCUUGCUGAAUCCCCUCAUCUACAGCCUAAAGAAUAAAGAAGUGAAGGCAGCUGUGAGAAGGACACUGGGAAAAUAUCUCUUAAGUAGUGACAGACACAUGGUUACAAAGACUGGUUUCCUUUGCAUUUCUUUUUUUGUUCCCACCUUCUCCCACACACAGUGA